AGUUUAAAUAUUACAUGUAGCAUUGCUGACAACAUAUGUUACAAUCCUCAUCUCCAUCCAACCCCGUAGAAAAGGAGAUGGUGGAACGUGUUGGUAUGUUCUUCUGUUGUCUUCCUCUUCUUCUUCUUCUUCUCUUUUACAUCCUAUGGAGAAGCUUGGGUUGGAGGAGGAACAGAUGUUACAUAUUGGACUACGAGUGCUACAUGCCGACUGACGACAGAAAGCUCACCACGAAAUUUUCCGGCGAAGUCAUUAUGAGAAACAAGCUUCUCGGGCUCCACGAGUACAAGUUCCUCUUGAAAGCCAUUGUCAACUCAGGCAUCGGCGAGGAAACGUACGCCCCAAAGAUGGUGUUCGACGGCCGUGAGGAAUCCGCCACGCUCGACGAUGGGCGCUUGGAAAUGGACGAAUUCUUCCUUGCAAGCAUUGACAAGCUGUUCAAGAGAACAGGCAUCCCUCCUUCAGAGAUCGACGUCCUAGUGGUAAAUAUAUCGAUGCUUUCCACUAUCCCUUCUUUGUCCGCCAGGGUUAUCAAUAUCUACAAGAUGAGGGAAGACGUCAAGGUCUACAACCUUUCCGGGAUGGGGUGCAGCGCGAGCUUAAUAUCGAUCCACAUCGUCCAGAACAUAUGCAAGACUCGAGGAAACGUGCAAGCCCUUGUGGUAACAUCGGAGUCUUUGAGUCAAAACUGGUACACGGGCAACGAAAGGUCGAUGAUUCUCUCCAAUUGCCUGUUUAGAACAGGAGGCUGCACCAUGAUCCUGACGAAUAAAGAUUCCUUGAAAAACAAAGCCAUGUUCAAGCUAAAAUGCCUAGUGAGAACUCACCAUGGUUGGAAGGACGAGUCUUAUGGUUGUUGCCUACAAAAAGAGGAUGAAAAAGGGCUAGUCGGGUUCCACCUCGGCAAGAACCUUCCCAAGGCCGCCACUAGUGCGUUUGUCGAUAACUUGAAGGAAAUAGCCCCAAAGAUCCUGCCCGUCCAUGAGCUCCUCCGCUUCACCUUGCUAAAAUUUGCUCCAGAACUACAUCACAAAUGGAGCAAAACGGCGGCUGGCACCUCUGCCAGUCCCCUAGUCGACUUCAGGACAGGAGUGGAUCAUUUCUGCCUUCACACGGGCGGCAAGGCAGUGAUCGAUGCAGUAGCACAGAACCUGAGCUUGAGUGAGUAUGAUGUGGAGCCGGCACGCAUGACAUUGCAUCGUUUCGGGAACACGUCGGCUAGUAGCAUGUGGUACGUGUUAGCGUAUAUGGAGUCCAAGAAAAGGCUUAAGAAAGGGGACAGGGUUUUCAUGAUCAGCUUCGGGGCAGGAUUUAAGUGCAACAGCUGCUUGUGGGAGGUGGUGAGGGAUUUAGAAGGCAACAAUGUCUGGAAAAACUUCAUUGAUAGCUAUCCGCCCAAGAACUCAGCAAAUCCUUUCAUGGAGGAGUAUGGAUGGCUUCACAAAGAAGACAGAAUCCCAGAUGAAUAUGAAAUCCCAAAUUAACUAACUUUUGGGACCGACGGGCCAAUUUGCUGCUUCAUUUUCUGCUCAAGAAAUUGUUUUACUGUGUGUUUUUUAUAUUUUCUUUGUAUUUUGAGUGAGAUUCAUAGGUCUAACUGUUGAUCCAUGCACGUGGUUCAUGCCAUAUUAAAGGUCGAAUGUAAUACUUCUUAGACGUGAAAUUCGAACCGUGUAUAAUCUAAGAUGUUCACAACGAAAAGUCAUAUAGAUUGUCACUGAAUCGUUGGGGCAACCACCAACUGCAAGUCGUUUCAUCUUUGUG
Messenger RNA from Sesamum indicum (sesame), 1764 nucleotides. Its product is annotated as 3-ketoacyl-CoA synthase 12. Gene Ontology annotation, cellular component: membrane. NCBI's taxonomy places the organism in Eukaryota, Viridiplantae, Streptophyta, Magnoliopsida, Lamiales, Pedaliaceae. Gene Ontology annotation, biological process: fatty acid biosynthetic process. Gene Ontology annotation, molecular function: acyltransferase activity, transferring groups other than amino-acyl groups. The record is from RefSeq and is a predicted model, not a curated record.